Messenger RNA from Limulus polyphemus (Atlantic horseshoe crab), 2223 nucleotides. RefSeq names its product BTB/POZ domain-containing protein 6-like (gene lute). Gene Ontology annotation, molecular function: protein binding. The record is from RefSeq and is a predicted model, not a curated record. Gene Ontology annotation, biological process: neurogenesis. The transcript has 3 exons. The coding region runs from base 161 to 1702 and encodes 513 amino acids. Gene Ontology annotation, cellular component: cytosol. NCBI's taxonomy places the organism in Eukaryota, Metazoa, Arthropoda, Merostomata, Xiphosura, Limulidae.
AUAGGAAAAAAAAAAAGGAUAAGGCUAAAUGGCGACAUUGUCUGUGACUAUUAAUAGUUCACUGCUACUUGGAUAUUAUAACGAUCAAAUACUUUAGGAAGUUUAUAAUAUCAUGAAUUUCAGCUAAUUUUAAUUUCUUAAAUCAUAACUAUUGAUCUAUAUGAACUUCGACAUGUCUGGAAAAACUACAAGGAGAAAGGAUGAUUCAGCCAAUAACCCAGGAAAACCGUGGAUUUUGGGUCAAUUUGGAAACAACGUGGCAACGACAACAACAGUGAUUCAACAACAGCUCCCCCUGCUUACUACCGCUUCCAGUCCACCUCCUUACAAAGGGUCUGGAAGUCUUCACAUCCUUCCGCCCAUGGUUGUGCCACCUCUGUCCCCUAACCCAGGUCAGACGUUAGAUCCUAAUUGGCAAGCAGCCAAAGCAACAGUACGUGAGAGAAAUGCUGCUAUGUUUAAUAAUGAAUUGAUGAGUGACGUACAGUUUAUUGUAGGCCCGAAAGGCUCAACUCAACGAAUACCAGCACACAAGUACAUCUUAGCAACUGGAAGUUCAGUGUUUUAUGCAAUGUUUUAUGGGGGUCUUGCAGAGGACAAAAGUGAGAUUGAAAUCCCUGAUGUAGAACCUGCUGCCUUUCUAACUCUUCUACGGUACUUGUAUUAUGACGACAUAAACCUGGAAGCAGAUACAGUGCUGGCUACUCUGUAUGCUGCCAAAAAGUACCUAGUCCCCCAUCUAGCCAGAGCAUGUGUUUCCUACUUGGAAACUAGCCUUACUGCCAAGAAUGCCUGUGUCUUAUUGAGCCAGAGUCAGCUAUUUGAAGAACCUGACCUGAUGCAGAGAUGCUGGGAAGUGAUUGAUGCUCAAGCAGAGUUGGCUGUAACUUCAGAAGGGUUUGGAGACAUUGAUUACAGCACCCUUGAAACUAUUCUCUCUAGGGAGACCUUGAAUGUAAAAGAAACAAUUCUGUUCCAAGCUGUAAUGAACUGGGCAACUGCAGAGUGUUUACGGAGAGACAUAGAACCAAUUCCUGAAAACAAGAGAAAAGUAUUGGGAAAAGCUCUGUAUUUAAUUCGCAUCCCAGGAAUGGCUCUAGAAGAAUUUGCUAAUGGGCCUGCUCAGUCCAGGAUAUUAACUUUACAGGAAACCACUGAUAUUUUUCUUCACUUUACAGCCAGUAACAAGCCUAUUUUGGACUUUCCUACCUUUCCAAGGACAGGACUCAAAUCACAGAUCUGUCAUCGGUUCCAGUCUUCGGCUUAUAGAAGCAACCAGUGGAGGUACCGUGGACGUUGUGACAGCAUUCAGUUCUGUGUUGAUAAACGCAUUUUUAUUGUUGGCUUUGGAUUGUAUGGAUCAAGUAAUGGUGCUUCUGAUUAUACAGUAAAAAUAGAGCUAAAAAGGAUGGGUAAAGUUUUAGCUGAAAAUGAUACCAAGUUCUUCUCUGAUGGUUCUAGCAAUACAUUUCAUGUUUACUUUCAACAUCCGAUUCAAAUUGAAUCAGAUACCUUCUAUACUGCAUCUGCAAUCUUGGAUGGAGCAGAGCUGAGUUACUUUGGUCAAGAAGGUUUAAGUGAGGUCACAGUGGGGAAUGUUACAUUUCAGUUUCAGUGUUCUUCAGACAGCACAAAUGGAACUGGUGUGCAAGGUGGUCAGAUACCAGAACUAAUCUUUUAUGGGACAUCCACCCAUUCUUGAAAUGAUCGCUGUAAUAGUGUGGUCAGUUAGUUGUACACAAUAAGUAAUUAAUACAUAUAUACCCUGUAAGUGACUCUUAACAAAAUAAAUGUAUCCUUAUAAUAUAACAAGUUACUGAAAACUAUGCAGUAUUCAUUAUAAGGUGGAUUAUAAUGUAACUUACAUUGCAUAUAAGGCUUACACAAUAGACAGUAGCACCAUUGCUAGAGCUGACAGUCUUUUUUUUUGAAUUUCUAAUGCCUUUAUGCUGCUGUGUUAUAAAACUAUUAAAGAAUCAUUUAUGAAGCUUUUUCCCACUGCUCUGUGUAUGUUAACAUAAAUGACAGUAUCUAAUUUUGAUCAUUUCAUGAGUAAAGCACACCACCUACUGGUGGUGAUUAGAUGUGGACAUGUGUUGCGAGGACAGAAAUUCUCAUGCUCGACCUGUACAUUUAAUACCAGUAGGAGUAAAAAUCUUUAUCUUAAAUUAAUUAUAUCUUGGUGUAAAUGUUUUAAGUGAAAUAAAAUCAGCACCAUAAUUA